Cylas formicarius (sweet potato weevil) is the source of this 4879-nucleotide messenger RNA. Its product is annotated as leucine-rich repeats and immunoglobulin-like domains protein 1. NCBI's taxonomy places the organism in Eukaryota, Metazoa, Arthropoda, Insecta, Coleoptera, Brentidae. Bases 405 to 2567 code for a protein of 720 amino acids. Gene Ontology annotation, cellular component: extracellular matrix. The transcript is spliced from 4 exons. Gene Ontology annotation, molecular function: protein binding. The record is from RefSeq and is a predicted model, not a curated record.
GGAGCGGACAUGUGAUUGUCGCUUCGAUUCGUCGUCGUUUCGAUCGCAUUCCUGCGUUUCGACGUUGCUCUUCCACCCGUUUUUUUUCCCGCAAAACUCCCGAAAAUGUAACGCGAUACAUUUUCGUCAAGCGAGAAUUCUAACGGACGUGUCGAAAACGUCCCUAAGGGAUUUGUUUUUACGCAAAACGUCCGUUUCGAAACAGCUGAUCGCUACUUUGCGUAGGAUGAUUUGAAAAGUUUCGAGAACUUUUUAGUGGUCGGUGAGUUGCGAUAAAAUAUACCUGUUAACAAUCGGCGUUCGGGAAAACUAGCACGCGUUUUUUGUGGUUGGUGCAGGAAGCAGGAAAUAUGCAUCGCAGAAUUGAAAGGCGCUUAGGUUGGCGGAAAUCGGGCUGCUGAAGAAUGUGGUGGCUAGUAUUCGCCCUCGUUUGGUGGAGCGGUACUUCGGCGAUACCAUCUCCUGGUCCUCAAACGCCACCGCCUUCUGAGGAAUGGAAAUGCCCCGAAAUUUCUGAACAGCCGAUCGUCGAAUGCAGCUGCGAUAUGCCACAUACGCUUAGAUGUACCGGAGACAAAUCCGCAUUCCAAAUUAUAGCGAGGACUUUGCGGUCUCUUCAAUCUGCGUCGGUAUCUCUCUUGGACUGUACCGUACAAAACGUUUCGGCGAUUUCCGGUCCGUUACUCGAAGAUAUCUCGUUACACGGGCUGGUUAUCUCGUCCGGGGAAAUCAGAGAAGUGAAUCCGCACGCGUUCCAAGGUUUGGCAUCGCCUUUACAGGCUUUGGGACUUCCGAAUAAUCAGCUUACGGCGGUACCGACUCAAGCACUUAAGUACCUUCCGGAACUUGACAGAUUAGAUUUAUCGGGAAACAAAAUGAAAACGAUCGACGGUGCUUCCUUUAAGGGCUUGCGAAACUUGUCAUUCAUCGAUUUGAGCAAUAAUCUUCUGACGAAAAUUUCGCCCAACACAUUCGACGACGAACUCGAACUGAAAAUACUACGACUGCGAGGCAAUCGGCUAGGUCUAUUGGUCAUUAAUAAACUGAACCCAUUACCAACGGUGGAUGAACUCGAUCUUUCAGAAAACCUACUAAUGGGUCCCCUAGGGCCAAAAACGUUUCCCAAGAUGGAUUCGUUGAAGGACCUUCAGUUGUCUUACAAUUCCCUCAGCAGUAUCAAGAUGGGGGCUCUUCAGGGUCUGCCGAACCUGACUUCGCUUCGCCUUCAGCAUAAUUUGAUCGACGUGAUUGAAGAUCACGCGUUUAUCCAUCUAUCGUCCGUGGUGGAACUAGACUUGGCUCACAAUCGCAUUGUAGCAGUAUCCGGUGCUUCUUUGGCCCAUCUAAGUCGCCUUACCGAUCUUGAUUUAAGGCACAACUUUCUCAGGGCUCUUACGGCCGACUUAAUCCACCCGUUAAAAUCUUUAAAGAUACUAAAACUAGACGAAAACGAUAUUUCAAUUAUAGCCAGCGAUGCGAUGAAAUCUACUACGAUUUUUAAGCACUUUACUCUUUCGGAAAAUCCCCUAAACUGUGAUUGUAGUCUUAUAGAAUUCAGCACUUGGCUAAACAAUUCGAGUCUGACAAGGGAUGACAAGUCCACCGCAGUUUGUGCAACUCCGCCGUCCUUGGAAAACGGAUUGUUGACCGAUAUUCCCAACGAGCACCUUGUGUGUGGUGAAGACGAACAAGAAACCCUUAUGGCACCUCUGUCGACAUCGCCUAGAGCAAAAAUUUCCCUUCAAGAGUUUCUUUACGACGGCAACGACGUAAAACUUAUUUGGAGCGUAGACGAGACAACGUUGCCUUACAGUUGUGACGCCAUAUUCGUGUACGAAGAAAUCGGUUUAAACGAAGUACUACUCGAGUCCAAUUCGAUCAAGUGUAACUCGUCGGAACUGGAAGAUCCGAAACGUUUAGAAGUUACGGUACCGGCUAGUCUGCAGCUCCAAAACAAUCACAAGUACCGUUACUGUGUGGUUUUAUUCGCGUCCGGAAACACUGACGAUAUAUCCAUAGUACCCGGAUGUUCCGACAUGAUUUCGUUGAUACAGAACGCUCAGUACCAGCAGAAUUACGUGGGGCAAGCGACCAAGAUUGCGUCGAUCGAGGCAAAUUUAUCUAGUCAAGGGAGUUUGUCAAUGGACGUUGUUCUUUAUCCUCAAAUAAAAGACUGCGACUUAAACGUUGCCAUCUUGGAACAAAAUACGUUGCUUUCGCAGAGAAAGAUAACCUGCCAGGAGCCAAGGUACACGUUUGUAGGACUCGAACGAGGUCCUUAUCGAGUAUGCGCCAACGUGCUGCAGCCAGGACCGGCGCUUGAUUUUGUUAAACCCAGAUGCGUGACUGUCUUUAAAGAGCAAGUGCGCAGGUUCUCCGGUUUGGACGUAGCGUUUGUGUCAAUAUUUUUAGUUUUGUGCGUGUUGGUAAUCGGACUGAUCUGGGGAGUGCGAAGAAUUCUUUUGAAACCGAAAAUCCAAACUCACCAGUGUUUUCUGCCGCCGGAAUGCGACGAUCAAAUUCAGCAUAAUCGGUAUGUGAAGUUGCAGGCGACCACGAAGUUAUAAGUGUUGAAAGGAUUGAGUUACUCAGUGCCAUAAUAGCAGUCGCGAGUGACGUUGUAUUAACGAUUUAAAUGACUUUUUUUGGAUUUUUUGUGUCGUUGUGAUCGCAAUUUUUGUACCAUUCAAAAUGCCAGGUAGUCGGGGCCUGGAGUCUGAUGAUUAGAAAAUAAUUUUUGCUCUGAAAAGUGUCGUUAUUUUUGCUACUCUUAAUAUUCUAGUCAUCUUGCUACUAGGUAAAUUGAAUAUAGAUGCUUUAUCUAUAUUACAACAAAUUUUGUUGCGAUCGCCACAUCAAAACACUUCCCAGGAUUCCAUUAGUAUUCCAUUACAUAGUAAUGUGAAAUAUAUACACGCCUGGAAGAACCAUUCGACUCUGGCUAAAAAAUUCAUAACUUCCGCUAGUUUGUAAAUUUUACCUUAUUCACUUGCCUCUAUAUUCAAUUUAUAUGGUUCCAAUAGUUCUUUCCACCUAACCUUGUUUUCAAUUGCCGACUCAAGCAAACGCAAAUUUUACUAGUAACAUUGAAAGCCAUUUUUUAAUAACCGCCAAUUUUUACAUACACUGAUACACUUUAAAUUGAAUAUGCCCCAUUAAUGAUAGCCAACCUUCUGAUUAAGUUGAAAAACAAAAAUAGUUACAAUUAAUGAAACUUUAAAAAGUGUAAAAUAAAUGAUUGAGCUUAUAUGUUCUUUCACUUUUAUACGGAAUGGUUGGUUACAAAUCUUCUGGAUUCCUUCCGAACCGAAGUUGUUGAUGUUUCACCAAUCAUCCUGCCGACUUCUUCACAGCUUAACUGAAAUUGGCUCGCAUUCUACUCUGUACCUGCUAAUAUACAGUUUGAGGGGGGCGGAGCUAAAAGAGGGACAUGAACAUUGUCUCGAAUGGCUCCCAUAUUGGUAAAAGGUAAGGAACUGAUUCUGGGUUAAGAUUGUUUGGUUGUUUAGAGAUUUCUAUUGAUUCCUGGACUUAUCUUUGGCAGAAGGAUUGAAUAGUUUUGUCGAAUAAGAUUUGAUGUCUGCUUUCAUGAUUGUGUUGCACAACUGCCGAUGAGCUUACUUGUCGUCGUGUUGUCGUAAGGCUCUUUCAUGUGCUUUUACCCUAGUUAAUAUUUUUCGUUCUGUUUGUUGAAAUAGCAGCAGUUUACAGCAUUGUUGAGGUUACAGAAUGCGAGCCCGUUGCAGUUAACCUCUGAAGAAACCAACAGGAUGCUUGGUGAAACGUCAGCUAGUUCGAAUUUUCAACAUCCGACGCAGGACAAAUCCAGAAAUUUUGUAAAUUAUUCUUUUGUAAAUUUCUUUCUAAAAAAACAUUUGCAAGAACAAGAGUUAUGGGGGAUAAAGUUAACCCUUCUGAACAUACAGAAAUACCUGUCUAAUUAUCUUUUUAGUUUUGCAAAGAGCGAACUUGUUUCAAGGUGUAGUAAAUAUAUUUUCAAUAAAUUCAAAACUAUAUUUUGGUGUGGUGAAAACAAACAAGCUAUAAAAUCUACUUUUUUUCUGUUUGUUUCUUCAAACAGUAAUAUUUUGGUCUCAAUCAAACAAAAGCCCGAAUCACUUUCGAAAAUGUUGUUAGUUUUAUCACAGUUCAGAAACUCAACGCAUGUCACUCUCAUUACCCAGAGUUCAGCUUUCUGAAAUAAACAUAUUUUUCUUUGAAACAUUCAAAUUUUUGAAACUAGCGAUCCUAGUUUGCGAUAAAUAGAAAUGGCAUUAAAAAUUGUCGAUUAAUUUUGUACCAAUGCCAAUUGAAAUUAUUGCCAAUUUUCUGACUUUGUAGCAAUUUGUAUACAUUUAUUGCUUUAUGAUUUUAUUGUACAUGUUAUGUUCGUUUGGGUUACUUGCGUACCUUGGUCGCCCAUAAGCGAAAGCGAACAUAACUAAUUCAAUAAUUAAUCAAUCACUUGUAAUAUCGGAAUAAUCGGAAAUUGUUUACUGUGAAGAAAAAUGUACCUAAUUGGAAAAGCAAAUGUCGUCGACCAUAAAGAGGGUUUGUCUAUCUUUGUAAAUAUGUAUGCGUCGUAAACUAAUAUGUAACACUAAUAUACGGAGUAACUCUAAUAUCGUUCUUGUAGAUCGUGUUCUUCAUGCUUUAAUUUCCAAAGUAAUUUUAGUUUUGUAAAUACAUCAAAUUCGCUCUUGUCGUAUGCUUUAAAAUCAAUAUGUAUUUUUUACUUUUAAGUUAUUAACUGAACUGAUUAACUUUUAGUUUGUAUAUUGUAGAUAUGUUAGAGUGUCACUAACGCUUGUUUUAUAUUUUGUUAAAAAUUGUUGUUUUUUUAUUGUGCCGCCUCGGAAAUAAAAAAAAGUUCUUGCCA